CACAUUUAUACACUGGUCGUGAGCUAACAGGCACUCAAAACGUUCUCCUGGACAAGGAACACACUUCAAACAUCGAUCUUGUGCGCGAUCGUAAUUCACAACAACAAUUAUGAACUUCGCAAUUGAACAUCCAGAGUUACAAAAGCCAGCAUUUAUGGAAUUUCCAAAUAUGCCGAGUCCGCUAAGCCAUCACUAUGGUCCUUACUAUCCACGCUGUGGUGUAGGAGCUCCAAGAUCAGAAUAUAGUUAUGGCGGUCGGAUGAACUUUCCUCUACAAGUGAACCAUCAUCUUGGGCCACCAGCACCACCAACCUCACACGCGUACUUACCGUAUGCGGUACCGCGUGAAUUAUAUGAAGGUAAGAUAUGACGCUCAACUACCUGUCACUAAAUAACUCUUGUAACUACUCUAUCUUCAUCAUCCGUAAUGUUUAGUCCUACACGUGGCGCUCAAUCUGUAUGUUAGCAAGUAAUCAUAAAGGAAAUGAAGCAGUGUAAAUUACCGUAUAAUAUUCGAUAUGGAUGUGUUUACAUAACUCUUGGAAAAUGAGGGACUAUUAGCGAGAUCAAUAAAUGCAUCUCUAUGGCAAAAUUUGAAAAUGGUUAAGAUGACAAUCUUCUCGCUGUUAGUCUUGACUAACGGACAGCAAUAGGCAGGUAGAUAUAUUGGCGCAACUUUGACACAAUACAAUAGCUUCAGCAUGAUCACGAAUUGCAUAUCAGUAUACAUUCAAAUGCCUCGGAGUCGAAGCAAAAAAUGAACAUUCGUUCAGACAAGUUAGAUUUCCUACCGCAAAUCAAACUAGAUUUGCGAAAAAUUCCUUACACGGGAUAGAUCAUACAAAAUGACUGUGGUAUAGGACCUUAACUGUCACACAGUGAGACUAACUCCUCAUUUUCAUCUUUGAGAAUAAAGAUUCGGCAUUCGAAGAAAAUUAAAUAAUUGCCACUAAUGCAACCCUUGCUUUAUACGAAUAGAGACCGAAAACAAACAUAAUAUGUUUAAUCUGUCCACAAGUGUAGGAAACUGUCACUUAACUGUUGUUUGCUUUUCAGAUCAUUCAGAUGAACCAAGAUUGAACAGUAAAGGCAAAAGGCCUCGUAAACCAAGAACAAUCUACACCAGUUAUCAACUACGAGAACUAAACAGAAGGUUUGAACGUACGCAGUAUCUUGCGCUACCUGAACGAGCUGAACUCGCCGCGAGACUUGGCUUAACUCAAACACAAGUGAAAAUUUGGUUUCAGAAUAAAAGAUCUAAAGUUAAGAAAUUGAUGAAGAAUGGUGGAGAACGGAAUCCGGAUGAAAAGCCUCUACAGAAUGUCGCGACAUCUCUUUGGAACAAUUCAAUACAGAAAAGUGAGAACGAUAUAAAUGAGAACGAUAAUCUACCUGAUCAUUGGUCUCUAUCAAAUCCAACCCAACUAGACUGUAAUUCACCAUUUCAAACAAGGCAUUAGCUAGGCUGUAUUUACGAAAAAUGACAGUUGAACAUUCACGUCUUGGUCAAAGCAAGAUAUUAUUUAUUGAUUGUAAAUCACUCUUAAAAGACUGUGUGAGAAGCAUGUGGAAGUCACGAAUCUGUUGAACUAAAAAAAUGUUCAAUAUUUUUAAAUUUGCUUAGCAAGUAAAUGCAUAUAGUAGAGGGUUGUAAAUAUAUCAGUAGAGGGGAUGUAUAGACUUUAAUAUCGUCGAUAUAGUGUUGUUUUUAAAUGUGAUGAGAGAUCAUCACUUAUAUCUGUAGAGAGAUCACACUAAGCUGUAAUUCACACAUGAUUGCAUGAACGCGUGAUCAUGUAAACACUAAUAUCUGACUGAGUGUCUCGACCUUUCGAGGGGAAUAUAAGAGAGUGACAAAACUAACAUAAAAAUCUAUUUAGAAUGAAUUUAUAUGUGUAAAUAAGUAAAUUUAGAGUAAUAGUUCAAAUUAUAAAAAUUAGAAGUCCGGAAAGUGUUUUUCUAUUUAGUUUAAACUGUAUAAAGGCGUGGGUUAAGGUGACGCGCCAAAGCACUUGUCAGCA
This is a messenger RNA of Paramuricea clavata, 2021 nucleotides long. Lineage: Eukaryota; Metazoa; Cnidaria; Anthozoa; Malacalcyonacea; Plexauridae. The record is from the annotation of a GenBank genome assembly.